GAAGGCAGCCUCGAUCCUUGCGCGCGUCGCGCCGCGUUCUCCCCUCUCUUCCUUCUUCCACGCAUGACGCGCCGACGCGAGGACUGAACUGCGCUCAAACUUCGACUCCGUGUGACAUCUGCGGUCUCUGCGGGCGUUUCUGCGCUCGCGCCGGCGGCGUCGCUCAACUUUGAGAAGUAUGCGGGUUUGUUGUGAGGGCUGAGGCGGAAUGCGCGCGGCGUUCGGAGGAUUUUCACGCCGUGUUUUCUCUUUGCAGCGUCUGUCGUGACUUCAGCCAAUCCGCCGUGGCCAUCUGAGAUCUCCGGUGUUUUUUUGUUUUUUUUUUUAUCUGCGCGUGCAAUCGGUGCUGCACGAUGUGGAGCUGCGCCUCCAGCAGACUGUUUACCUGUGUGGAAGGAACGCAGCGAGUUCGCGUGUCGUGCCCGUGCGGAGGCUCCACGGACACCCGCCGUGCGUAACGCUGGUCCUCCAUGGAGGACUGCUGGAGGAGCAGCCGCUCAUCGCAAACCCGCACUGUAGGAGAGUGAGUAGCGCUUGAACCGAGAUGAGUCAGGACCAGGACGGGAUCUCCUUCGCCGUGCCUUGCUUUGGCGCUGGUCCCGGCAGAGAGACGCUCAGCGGGGAAAAUGCCAGCGGCGGCGGCGGUGGUGGUGGUGGUGGAUGUGCUGGAGGAGGAGGCGGCGGCGGAGGGGGCUCCUCCGGAAUCCCUGCAGCCGGGACUUUCUGGCAAGACUCGGUGCUCGGAGGCGGGGGUCUGUGCUCGACCUCCGGGAGCUGUCCCAUGGACGGCGGGGGCCUGCUGUCCACCGGCAAGUCCAGCAAAAGCAGGCCGGUGACCGUGGCGUACGUGGUGAACGGAGAGGCGAGCCAGCUGCUGAACGCGGAGAGCAUGGCCCUGCAGUGCCUGAAGGACGCCUGCGACGCGGUGGGCAGCCGGCUGGAGACUGUCAACUUUGGCAAACUGGACUUUGGGGAGACAACAGUGCUGGACAGCUUUUACAACGCCGAUAUCGCCGUGGUGGAGAUGACGGACGCCUUCCGCCAGCCUUCGCUUUUCUACCACCUGGGAGUCAGAGAGAGCUUCAGCAUGGCCAACAACAUCAUCCUGUACUGCGACACCAACUCCGACUCCCUGCAGUCGCUACAGGAAAUAAUUUGCCAGAAGAACACUACGAGCUCGGCCAACUACACCUUCAUCCCGUACAUGGUGACGCCCCACAACAAGGUGUACUGCUGCGAGGGCAGCCUGAUGAAGGGCCUGACGGAGCUGAUGCAGCCCAGCUUCGAGAUGCUGCUGGGGCCCAUCUGCAUGCCGCUGCUCGACCGCUUCAUCCAGCUGCUCAAAGUGUCGCAGGCCAACUCCCAUCAGUAUUUCCGGGAGACGAUUCUGAAUGAGAUCCGUAAAGCCAGAGAGCUGUACACCGGCAUGGAGCUGGCGGCCGAGCUCAACCGAAUCCAGCAGCGGCUGGACAACGUGGAGUGCCUUUCAGUGGACGUGGUCAUCAACCUGCUGCUGACGUACAGAGACAUCCAGGAUUACGAGUCCAUCGUGAAGCUGGUGGAGACUCUGGAGAAGCUCCCGACCUUUGACCCCGUGGCUCAUCCCCAUGUGAAGUUCCACUACGCCUUUGCACUGAAUCGGAGGAACCUGCCCGGCGACAGGCAGAAGGCCCUGGACAUCAUGCUGCCCCUGGUGGAGGGCGAGGAGCAGGUGGCGUCGGACAUCUACUGCCUGGUGGGACGGAUCUACAAGGACACGUUCCUGGAGUCCCACUUCACAGACACCGAGAGCAGAGACAGCGGCACGUUCUGGUUUAAAAAGGGCUUUGAGUCUGAGCCCACGCUGCACUCUGGCAUCAACUAUGCCGUCCUUCUGCUGGCGGCCGGGCACCAGUUCGACACGUCGUUCGAGCUCCGCAAAGUGGGCGUUAAGCUGAGCAGCCUGCUGGGUAAAAAAGGGAGCCUGGACAAGCUGCAGAGUUACUGGGACGUCGGCUUCUUCCUGGGCGCCAGCAUCCUCGCCUGCGACAACACCAGGGUCAUCCAGGCCUCGGAGAAACUCUUCAAGCUCAAAGCCCCCAUCUGGUAUCUGCGCUCGCUGGUGGAGACUUUCUUGAUCUACCAGCACUUUAAAAAGCCCAGCAGCGAGCAGCCCGCGCCCAAGCAAGAUCUGGUUGACUUUUGGAUGGACUUCCUGGUGGAAGCGACCAAAAAGGAUGUUUCCUCAGUUCGAUUUCCUGUGUUGAUAUUGGAGCCCACUAAAGUGUACCAACCUUCAUAUCUGUCCAUAAACAAAGACGUGGAUGACAACACAGUGUCUAUCUGGCAUGUCGCCCCUGAUGAUAAGAAUAAGGGGAUCCAUGAGUGGAACUUCAGCGCCACGUCUGUCCGAGGUGUCAGCAUCUCCAAGUUUGACGAACGCAGUGCCUUCCUCUACGUCCUUCACAACGCCGAGGACUUCCAGAUCUAUUUCUGUACAGAGAUGCACUGCAAAAGAUUCUGUGAUCUGGUCAACAGCAUAACGGAGGAGGCCUGGAAAGGACCCGAGGAGGGAGACUGCGACACUGACGCUUUGGAGUACGACUAUGAGUAUGACGAACAUGGAGAGAGGGUGGUCCUGGGAAAAGGCACGUUCGGGGUCGUGUACGCCGGCCGAGAUCUCAGCAACCAGGUCCGACUGGCCAUUAAGGAAAUACCGGAGAGAGACAGCAGGUACUCACAGCCACUCCACGAGGAGAUCGCUCUGCACAAGCACCUGAAGCACAAGAACAUCGUCCAGUACCUCGGUUCCAUCAGCGAGAACGGCUUCAUCAAGAUCUUCAUGGAGCAGGUGCCUGGAGGGAGUCUGUCCGCACUGCUGAGGUCCAAGUGGGGUCCGCUGAAGAACAACGAGCCCACAAUCGGCUUUUACACGCGGCAGAUCCUGGAGGGGCUGAAAUACCUGCACGACAACCAGAUCGCUCACAGAGACAUCAAGGGGGACAAUGUCCUCAUCAACACCUACAGUGGCGUCCUGAAGAUAUCCGAUUUUGGCACGUCUAAAAGGCUGGCAGGGAUCAACCCGUGCACCGAGACGUUCACAGGCACUUUGCAGUACAUGGCUCCUGAAAUCAUAGACAAGGGUCCUCGGGGAUACGGCAAGCCGGCGGACAUCUGGUCGCUGGGCUGCACCAUCAUCGAGAUGGCCACCGGCAAACCGCCGUUCUACGAACUGGGAGAGCCACAAGCCGCCAUGUUCAAGGUUGGGAUGUUUAAAAUCCACCCAGAGAUUCCUGAGUCCAUGUCGCUGGAGGCCAAAGCGUUUAUCCUGCGCUGUUUUGAGCCUGACCCGGACCGACGGGCCACCGCCUUCGACCUGCUCACCGACGAGUUUCUCACCGUCACCAGCCGCAAGAAGAAGAGCAAGAGCAGCUUCACAGCUCUGACACCAGGGUCAGAGUACCUCCGCAGUAUCUCGCUGCCGGUGCCGGUGGUGGUGGAGGACACCAGCAGCAGCAGCGAGUACGGCUCCGUCUCCCCCGACAACGACCUCAACGCAAACCCCUUCAUUUUCAAACCCAGCGUCAAGUGCUACAGCGAGAGGGAUGUCAAGGGACCAAGGUCCCUCUUCCUCAGUAUUCCAGUGGAGAACUUUGAGGACCACAGCGCUCCGCCGUCUCCCGAUGAGAAGGACUCUGGCUUCUUUAUGCUUCGUAAAGACAGCGAGCGGCGAGCCACGCUGCACCACAUCCUGACCGAGGAUCAGGACAAAGUGGUGGCCAACCUGAUGGAGGCCUUCACACAGGGCUCUGAGGAAAUGAAGCUGAAGCCUCAGCACAUCUCCACCCUUGUGGUGAGUCUGGCUGACUUUGUGCGGAUGGCAGACAGGAAGAUUAUCGCCAACACCCUGUCUCAGCUCAAGCUGGAGCUGGAUUUUGACAGCACCGCCAUCAGUCAGCUGCAGGUCGUGUUGUUCGGCUUCCAGGAUGCUGUGAACAAAGUGCUGCGAAAUCACAACAUCAAGCCUCACUGGAUGUUCGCUCUGGACAACAUCAUCCGCAAAGCCGUGCAGACUGCGAUCACAAUCCUGGUGCCAGAGCUGAGGCCUCACUUCAGCCUGGCCUCCGAGAGCGACCCGGCCGACCAGGAGGACGUGGACGACGACGCCGAGCCGGACAGGAACCCCGCCCACCAGAGCCGAGUGCCUCCGGUGGCCACGCACGACGACACGGUGGUCACCUCGGGAGUGAGCACGCUCAGCUCCACGGUGUCCCACGAGUCGCACAACGCACAGCGCUCCGUCAGCAUGGAGCUGGGCAGGAUGAAGCUGGAGACCAGCAGGCUGCUGGAACAGCUGCUGGAGAGGGAGAGAGAGUAUCAGGCCAUCCUGCAACAAGUGCUGGAGGAGAGAGAGCAAGAGAUCAGACUACUGAGGCUGCGAUCUGAGCCUGCAGAUUCUCCCACAUCUCCCUCGUCGUCCGGCGGCGAGGAGGGAGAGAGGAGUCAACCUCCACAGAGACAUGAAGACUCGGAGCUGACCGGCUGGCUGCGGCUUUACGGUGCUGACCAGGACUCCAUAGACAGGAUACUGAAUGAGGAGUACACACUGAGCAACAUCCUCCACGAUGUGACAAGAGACGACCUGAAGAGUUUAAGACUGAGAGGUGGUGUGUUGUGUAAACUGUGGAAGGCCAUCACUGACUACAGGCAGAAGCCAACCUAAGGCCUUAAGUGGCGACAACCACUCAAAGAAGCCAGGAACUUUGUCCCUCGACAACUCAGCAUCCUCCUCUUUACCUCAGUAUUUAUAAGACAAGGAAGACUUUUCGGAGAUGAAGCUGUGUUCAGGACGUGCACAGAGCAGCGUUCCCCCGACGCAGGAGUCCCCCUGGAGUAUUUUAUAGAUUUGAAACAAAGAUUUUGAAUAUUAGGUCAUUUUGAAAGUAAGAAUUCUUAAAGUGCCACUAGUUUUGUUAUGCCUCAAGGACACAGCUUUUGUUACAAGUGUGUCUGAAAAUUCAAUUUGAUGGGAAAAAUCGAUAAUUGAUUUCUUGAACUAUUUUCCUCCCAUCUUUACAAAGAUGUAAUGUUUACAAAAGUGGAGACUGACCGUUUUCCGACGUAAGCCUGAGAUACAAAAUAUACUACAUUCAGCGUCACCUGUACUAAUAUUUUCAUCAUUGCAUCUUAUCACUACUUUAUUUAAAUUUAUUUUAAUUUAACUGUCAUGGUUAUCUGAAGGAUGUCAAUGCAUGCCUUUUUUUAAAAAAAUAUAUAUUUUAUUUUAUUCAAACUGAAACUUAUUUAAACUGUCAACCCUUUAUGUCCACAUUUUCUUUUUAUAAUGAUCAUUAUAAUUAAAAACAUCAUGUAAAUAUUGUGUUAUAAAAUUCUAUGUGAAUGACAUUUAUGUAACAAGAAGACUUUGUUAAACAUAGUUAACUCUCCUUAAGAUUGGACCAAGUCUAUGAUGAACACAUGUAAUAUUAUUGUAUUUUCUAGUGUCACAAAUCAUUGGAAAUGUUAGUAAUUGAUAUUACAUCAGAUUAUUUGUUUUUAUUGUUGUACACUUACAAUUUGUGUUUAUCUUGCUUGUGUAUAUACAGCCAUUCAAUCAGAUGUAUGUUGUAAGAAAAAAAAAAUCUAAAAUGCAACAAAUUUCA
Salarias fasciatus (jewelled blenny) is the source of this 5642-nucleotide messenger RNA. It is a transcript of the gene map3k5, whose product is annotated as mitogen-activated protein kinase kinase kinase 5. The transcript has 30 exons. Gene Ontology annotation, biological process: protein phosphorylation; MAPK cascade; cellular response to stress. The record is from RefSeq and is a predicted model, not a curated record. Gene Ontology annotation, molecular function: MAP kinase kinase kinase activity; ATP binding. Lineage: Eukaryota; Metazoa; Chordata; Actinopteri; Blenniiformes; Blenniidae. Bases 545 to 4702 code for a protein of 1385 amino acids.